GGUGCCGGGUACGGCAUGCGGGUCACGUCUUCCGGCUGCCGCCUUUCCUCUGCCCCUCGGGUGGCUCCUGCAGGCGUUCUCCUGGGUCGCACCCGGGGCUCCCUUGGCUUACUGCAGUGCCUCUUUCUCCCGCAGGAAUGCAUUCUCUCCGGGAUUAUGUCAGUGAACGGGAAGAAGGUGCUGCACAUGGAUCGCAACGCCUACUACGGAGGGGAAAGUGCGUCUAUUACACCCCUGGAGGACUUGUACAAAAGGUUUAACCUGCCGGGGACGCCCCCAGAGUCGAUGGGCCGGGGAAGAGACUGGAAUGUGGACUUGAUUCCCAAGUUCCUCAUGGCGAAUGGCCAGCUGGUCCGGAUGCUGCUGUACACAGAAGUCACCCGCUACCUGGACUUCAAAGUGAUCGAAGGAAGCUUUGUCUACAAGGGAGGGAAGAUCUACAAGGUCCCGUCGACGGAGGCCGAGGCCCUGGCGUCCAGUCUGAUGGGCUUGUUUGAGAAAAGGCGCUUCCGGAAGUUCUUGGUGUAUGUUGCCAACUUCGAUGAGAACGAUGCCCGGUCUUUCGAAGGGGUUGAUCCCAAGAAGAACACCAUGCGUGACGUGUACAAGAAGUUCGACCUGGGCCAGGACGUCAUAGACUUCACGGGCCAUGCCCUCGCACUGUACAGAACCGAUGACUACCUAGACCAGCCCUGCCAAGAAACAAUCAACCGGAUCAAACUGUACAGCGAGUCGCUGGCUCGAUACGGCAAGAGCCCCUACCUGUACCCUCUGUAUGGCCUGGGAGAGCUGCCGCAGGGGUUCGCCAGGUUAAGUGCCAUCUACGGGGGCACAUACAUGCUGAACAAGCCCAUCGAAGAGAUCGUCAUAGAAAACGGCAAAGUGGUUGGCGUGAAGUCCGAAGGGGAGAUCGCCCGCUGCAAGCAGCUCAUCUGUGACCCCAGCUAUGUUCCCGAGAGAGUGAAGAAGGUCGGCAAGGUCAUCCGGGUCAUCUGUAUCUUGAGCCACCCCAUCAAGAACACAAACGACGCCAAUUCGUGCCAGAUCAUCAUUCCCCAGAACCAGGUUAACAGGAAAUCAGACAUCUACGUCUGCAUGAUCUCGUCCGCGCACAACGUGGCCGCGCAGGGGAAGUACAUCGCCAUCGUCAGCACCACCGUGGAGACGAGCGACCCAGAGAAGGAGAUCAAGCCCGCCUUGGAGCUCCUGGAGCCAGUCGAGCAGAAGUUUGUGAGCGUCUGCGACAUGUUUGCACCAACCGAUCUGGGCAAAGAGAGCCAGAUCUUCAUUUCCAGCACCUAUGACGCGACAACCCAUUUUGAGACGACAUGCGACGACAUCAAAGACAUUUACAAGAGGAUGAUGGGAUCAGAGUUCGACUUUGAGGAGAUGAAGCGGAAGAAGAACGACAUUUACGGUGAGGAGGAUCAGCAGUAGCCGUGCUUCAAGCCUUAGCUCGGCUCCGAAUGGGCCGCCGGCGGUGUUCCUGCCCAGAGGAACUUCGGCAAGCACCGUACGAGUUCACUAUUGUAAGGCCUGCUUUUUGUAAUCAUACCUGACAUUGAAAGAGUCCCGCACUGGUCAAACGCUCCUUCUCCCCCCUUUGGGCAUAAUCAUGUGUUAAUUAUUCUUUAAAUGAGGUUGCUGGGGUCACAGUUGGCAGAUACUGACACCCCACUUCUAACGUAACGUGAGGAUAAGCAAACGUUCCAUUUCUUUUGCUGACCAGGCUGUCGGGGCAGAAGCCAGGGCGCCUGUCAUACCUGUGUCACCUUCAGCGGAGCCCUGGUAGACCUCUGGGGGUCUGACCCGGGGCCCGUGGCAGGGGCCCCUGCCCCUCCAUUGGGCGGGAGCCCCUCCCCAGCAACCUCCUCCCCUUAGUCUUAACUUCAUGGUGAGCUGCGUCUUGGUCCAAGCUCACAGCAGCGGUGGCCACUCGGUGGGGUUUCUCCUCGCACUCUCCUCUUCCCUCCGCCCCCCGACUAAAAGCUUCUCAAACCGUUUACAUCUGUUGGGACACAACUGUGCCACAAGGCUUUUUGUGUUUUCAAAGUGAUACUAAUAAAAAAAAACUUGGUGCAAGUACGAAACUCGGAAGCAGGCAACGUGUGUGCAAGUAUCUUCUUUUCUUUUGUCGUUUCCCCUGUACCUCGUCCGGCUUCUCGGGUGGACCAAGCUGCACUGCAGUAUUGACUUGACGGAGCCCGGCCUUCUGUGUGCCAAGGCUCCAGAUGACCUCUGUACUGCCAAAGUAAAGUCAACUUCUGGAAACAA
Varanus komodoensis (Komodo dragon) is the source of this 2274-nucleotide messenger RNA. It is a transcript of the gene GDI2, whose product is annotated as GDP dissociation inhibitor 2. Gene Ontology annotation, biological process: small GTPase-mediated signal transduction; vesicle-mediated transport; protein transport. Gene Ontology annotation, molecular function: Rab GDP-dissociation inhibitor activity. Gene Ontology annotation, cellular component: cytoplasm. The transcript is spliced from 10 exons. The record is from RefSeq and is a predicted model, not a curated record. NCBI's taxonomy places the organism in Eukaryota, Metazoa, Chordata, Lepidosauria, Squamata, Varanidae. The coding region runs from base 16 to 1437 and encodes 473 amino acids.